AAUCCAUUGUGUGAUCCAAACCUUACCAUUGAUUCAGCAUUUGUUGACAAAUACUCGCAUUUAGGCGAAGAUGUCAUCACUUUAUUCUCCAAUGAAUCGGUGUAUGAGUUGACUGUCAGUCCCCAUAACCUGGACAUUAGGUUCCGAUAUGACAGCACUCAACCACUGGGUGAAUGGUCUCUGGGUAUUAUGGGACCUAUUAAUGUAGUCAACUACGAUGUGACCGCAAAUUACUUAACACUAGAAAAUUAUGUAAAGGAGAUAAACUGGACAGUAUGGUAUAAAAAUAAAGCAAUCAGGGAUGUUUAUGCACUGGAAGGUGUCUCACCAGACUGGCACAAUUACAUCUCAUUUGAAAGGCUAACCACCGAUAAUAUGUCCCUGAUACUGGACAAGUAUGUACUCCGGACACACCCGGACCCACAAAUAGACUUCAAGCGCUACAUCGAUGGUCAACUCCAC
Molecule: messenger RNA, 462 nt
Organism: Oppiella nova
Lineage: Eukaryota; Metazoa; Arthropoda; Arachnida; Sarcoptiformes; Oppiidae
Source: the annotation of a GenBank genome assembly